CCGCGGGCCAGGCGCGGGACGCCCCGCUAUGAGGAUGCGGCCCCGGCGCGCCAGCGGCGAGCACGGAGCGACGGCCACGCGUCCCGCCAGGCAGCCCGCCACCUGCGGUUGCUGAGAAAUGGCCAAUGAGAAUCACGGAAGCCCUGCGGAGGAAGCGUCUCUCAUGAGUCACUCACCUGGCACCUCCAACCAGAACCAGCCCAGCUCCCCCAAACCUAUGCGACUGGUACAGGACCUGCCAGAUGAGCUGGUGCAGGCUGGCUGGGAGAAGUGCUGGAGCAAGCGGGAGAAUCGCCCUUACUACUUCAAUCGCUUCACUAACCAGUCUCUGUGGGAAAUGCCUGUUCUGGGACAGCAUGAUGUCAUUUCAGACCCUCUGGGAUUGAAUGCGGCUCCGAUGCCACUGGAAGGUGGGAUGAUAGAUACCUCUGUGGAGAGCAAGCAAAGGAAGAGGAGAUUCUCUGAAGAGGUUCCACCGAGUGGCAACAGUGUGAAAAAGCCCAAGGUGGACGUCCCAGGAAACCCAGCUGCUCAGCCAGUCCCCAGCUCUCCCAGUAUUCCAGGAACCUCUGUUUUGAAGGCAUGGUGUGUUUCACCUGAAGAUAAACAGCAGGCAGCUCUUUUACGACCAACUGAAGUAUAUUGGGACCUGGAUAUUCAGACAAAUGCAGUGAUUAAGCAGAGAGCACCAUCUGAAGUGCUGUCUCCACACCCCGAGGUGGAGCUGCUUCGAUCCCAACUCAUUCUCAAGCUGCGGCAACAUUAUCGUGAGCUCUGCCAGCAGCGAGAAGGGAUUGACCCCCCAAGGGAGUCCUUUAAUCGCUGGAUGUUGGAGAGGAAGGUGGUUGAUAAAGGGACAGAUCCUCUUUUACCGAGUGACUGCGAGCCAGUAGUGUCUCCUUCCAUGUUCAGAGAGAUCAUGAAUGACAUUCCCAUCAGGUUAUCCAGAAUCAAGUUCCGGGAGGAAGCCAAGAGACUGCUCUUCAAGUAUGCCGAGGCUGCGAAACGGCUGAUCGAAUCCAGGAGUGCUUCACCAGACAGCAGGAAGGUGGUGAAGUGGAACGUGGAGGACACCUUCAGCUGGCUGCGACGGGACCAUUCUGCCUCUAAGGAGGACUACAUGGACCGCCUGGAGCACUUACGCAAACAAUGUGGGCCCCAUGUGUCUGCUGCAGCAAAGGACUCCGUUGAAGGCAUCUGCAGUAAGAUUUACUACAUAUCCCUUGAAUACGUCAAGCGGAUCCGGGAGAAGCAUCUUGCCAUACUCAAAGAGAACAAUAUAUCUGCUGAGAUAGAAGCUCCUGAAGUCCAGGACAGACUCGUAUACUGUUACCCAGUGAGACUGGCCAUCCCCUCCCCACCACUCCCCAGCGUGGAAAUGCACAUGGAAAACAAUGUGGCAUGUGUGCGGUACAAGGGGGAGAUGGUGAAAGUGAGCCGCAACUACUUCAGCAAGCUGUGGCUUCUCUAUCGGUACAGUUGCAUUGAUGACUCUGGCUUUGAAAAGUUUCUGCCCAGGGUUUGGUGCCUUCUCCGUCGAUAUCAGAUGAUGUUCGGUGUGGGUCUGUACGAAGGAACUGGUCUGCAGGGGGCACUUCCCGUGCACAUCUUCGAAGCCCUCCACAAGCUCUUUGGAGUGAGUUUUGAAUGCUUUGCCUCGCCCCUGAAUUGCUAUUUUAAACAGUACUGUUCGGCCUUCUUGGAUACAGACGGGUAUUUUGGAUCCAGGGGCCCGUGCCUGGAUUUCUUCCCUAUAAGUGGCUCUUUUGAGGCAAAUCCUCCGUUCUGUGAGGAGCUGAUGGAUGCGAUGGUGUCUCACUUUGAGAAACUGCUGGAGAACUCCAGUGAGCCCCUCUCCUUUAUCGUCUUCAUCCCCGAGUGGCGGGACCCUCCUACACCGGCCCUGACCCGCAUGGAGCAGAGCAAGUUCAAGCGGCACCAGCUCAUCCUGCCAGCCUUUGAUCACGAGUACCGCAGCGGGUCUCAGCAUGUCUGCAAAAAGGAGGAGAUGUACUACAAGGCCGUGCACAACACAGCCGUCCUCUUCCUGCAGAACAGCGCGGGCUUUGCCAAGUGGGAGCCCACGCCGGAGCGGCUGCAGGAGCUCGUCGCAGCCUACAAGCAUUCAGGCCGGACCCUCAGCUCCUCGUCCUCCUCCUCCUCGUCCUCCUCCUCCUCCUCCUCCUCCACAGCAGACAAAGAGCGGGAGCUGGGCCGAGAGCAAAGCAGCAGCCGGGAGACUAACCCCAACUAAGGUGCAGAGGUGCGAGGCAGCAGGGGAGGUGCCGGCGGCCCCGAGGAGGCUUGCCGGGGCAGUGGAGAGACUGCUGGCUGCGCAGCACCGGCCCGGGGGACUCUUGCGCAGCAGCUCCACGGCACCUGCUUUCCUCUGCGAACUGCACGCCGCCCCGGCCCGGGAGCGCCGGGGAGCGCCCGGCCGCCGGCGGGGAGAGGAGGCUCUGCUGCGGCCCUCGCCGGAGGGCAAGGGAACCCAGCGUGGCGCAGCAGGAGGAGCAGGCAGCCCCUUCGACGCCGGAGCGCCAAGGGAAGGGGCAGCCAGAGCUGGGAUGCACGCACGGGCGGAAGGACGGCGGGACAGACGGAGGGACGGAUGGCAAGCGCGAGUGCUCGGCGCCUAGCGCCGCGGCUGGAGGGGCCCCGGCAGCUGGCCGCAGCCCGGCGCCAGCAGGAGAAGGACGGGCAGAGCCCGGGGGCUCCUGCGGCCAGACUGGCACCAGCACAGCUCCGUGUCCAUAGUGUAAAUAGUUCUGUCCGUGGCGCCCGUGCUCCUCGCAGGGCUGCUCCCAUCGCAUCCGUGUUUCUUUCCCACAUGUGUGAGUCCCGUGUUCGCCGACGCUGUGUACCGUAUAGGGGAGGAGCGGAGAAGAGGAGUUUCUUUGGUGUGUAAAGACGUCUUUGCAGCUGUUUUGUAGUCGUCGUGGUUUUUAUGCGGAGCCUCCGGGCUUUAUUUAACCUCCUUGGGUUUUGUUUUGUAAGGAUUAAUUUAACACCGCUAACCAUUUUAUUACUUUUAUCAAGAAGAGCAAAGUCUAUUUUUGAUUUCUGUUUCCUAGUUCUUAGGAACAUUAAAAACCAGCAUACAGCUCUG
This is a messenger RNA of Gymnogyps californianus (California condor), 3109 nucleotides long. RefSeq names its product phosphorylated CTD interacting factor 1 (gene PCIF1). Bases 119 to 2254 code for a protein of 711 amino acids. NCBI's taxonomy places the organism in Eukaryota, Metazoa, Chordata, Aves, Accipitriformes, Cathartidae. Gene Ontology annotation, molecular function: RNA polymerase II C-terminal domain binding; mRNA (2'-O-methyladenosine-N6-)-methyltransferase activity. The transcript is spliced from 16 exons. Gene Ontology annotation, cellular component: nucleus. The record is from RefSeq and is a predicted model, not a curated record.